Messenger RNA from Neofelis nebulosa (Clouded leopard), 2279 nucleotides. It is a transcript of the gene PLA2G7, whose product is annotated as phospholipase A2 group VII. Gene Ontology annotation, molecular function: 1-alkyl-2-acetylglycerophosphocholine esterase activity. Bases 680 to 1915 code for a protein of 411 amino acids. The transcript is spliced from 11 exons. The record is from RefSeq and is a predicted model, not a curated record. Lineage: Eukaryota; Metazoa; Chordata; Mammalia; Carnivora; Felidae.
GACCAGCUGAAGAGCUCCAGGGGAGAAUGGAUGCACAUCUCUUGCUCUCUCUUACCUUGUGGUGGGAGGGAAGGGGAGGAGGGGAAGGUUUAGUCAGGCCCAGAAGAGGUGGCCAGAGUGGGACAGCCACCUCUAGAAAGGUACAUCUGCCAUCACCGAGAAGGACCUGUAUUGCAAAGAGAUUGCUUCCGGAGUUUUGUGGGUUCCUGCGAAUCCCAGAGCAUGGUGAUGCACGGUCUUCUCUGUCCAGCUUCUCCUCAGGUGAGCAGUGUAGGUGGCUUCUGAAGCCACAGACCUGGUGACUCUGGAUCUAGCUGUUCAGGUUUGAUGGGUGACUCCUUACUGUAACAUUUACAAAAGGGCUUUCAUAACCCUGCACCUGAUAAAUACUGCCUUGCUUUGUAGUUGGCAAAGCAAAUGCAUCGGUCGGACAGACUAUAUGUUGUAUCUGUAUUUACAUAGGAGAUGGCAUAGUAUCUCACAGGUGCAUUCAUUCAACAACACUUAUCAGGAAGUUGAGUCAUCGCUGAUACACCGGUGACUAAGACAGUGAGCUUGUGGUCAAGCUCAAGGACCUUCCAGCCUAGUGAAGUUAAUUUUCCCAUUACCUUUUCCAAGGAUUGGAAACGAGUAACAUCUUACCUGACAGACAGAUUAUCAGCUAGGAGACAUUUACAUCAUGCACUUUUUAUUGGCUCAGGCAUGGGUCAAUAAAAUACAAGCUCUGAUGGCUGCUGCAAGCUUAGGCCAAACUAAAAUUCCCAAAGGAAAUGGCUCUUAUUCUGUCGGUUGUACAGACUUGAUGUUUGAUUACAGUAAUAAGGGCACCUUCUUGCGUUUGUAUUAUCCAUCCCAAGAGGAUGACCACUCUGACACCCUUUGGAUCCCAAACAAAGAAUAUUUUUUUGGUCUCAGUAAAUUUCUUGGAACACACUGGCUUAUGGGCAAAAUACUGAGCUUCUUUUUUGGUUCAAUGACAACUCCUGCAAACUGGAAUUCUCCUCUGAGGACUGGUGAAAAAUACCCACUAAUAGUUUUUUCUCAUGGUCUUGGAGCAUUCCGGACAAUUUAUUCUGCUGUUGGCAUUGAUCUUGCAUCUCAUGGGUUCAUAGUUGCUGCUGUAGAACACAGAGACGGAUCUGCGUCUGCGACUUACUAUUUCAGGGACCAGUCUGCUGUAGAAAUAGGGAACAAGUCUUGGCUCUAUCUUAAAACCCUAAAACCAGGGGACCAGGAGGUGCCUCUACGAAAUGAGCAGGUGCGCCAAAGGGCAAAGGAGUGUUCCCAAGCUCUCGAUUUGAUUCUGGACAUUGAUCGUGGAAGGCCAGUGAAGAAUGCAUUAGAUGUAGAGUUUGAUGUGGAACAACUGAAGGACUCUAUUGACAGGAAUAAAUUAGCAGUAAUUGGACAUUCUUUUGGUGGAGCCACAGUUAUUCAGACUCUUAGUGAAGACCAGAGAUUCAGGUGUGGUAUUGCCCUGGAUGCAUGGAUGCUUCCAUUGGGUGAUGAAGUAUAUUCCAGAAUUCCUCAGCCCCUCUUUUUUAUCAACUCGGAACGGUUCCAAUAUCCUGCUAAUAUCAUAAAAAUGAAAAAAUGCUACUCACCUGACAAAGAAAGAAAAAUGAUUACAAUCAGGGGUUCAGUGCAUCAGAAUUUUGUGGAUUUCACUUUUGCAACUGGCAAAAUAAUUGGAUACAUGUUCACUUUAAAAGGAGAUAUCGAUUCAAAUGUAGCAAUUGAUCUUAGCAACAAAGCUUCAUUAGCAUUCUUACAAAAGCAUUUAGGACUGCAGAAAGAUUUUGAUCAGUGGGAUUCUUUAAUUGAAGGAGAAGAUGAUAAUCUUAUUCCAGGGACCAACAUUGACACAACCAACCAACAUGUCACUCUACAAAACUCUACAGGAAGAGAGAAAUAGAAUUUAGAUCAAGAGCACUUUUUAAAAAGCUGUCUAAAAGUGUGUGUAUGUGUGUGAUUUUAAUGUUUGUUUGUUUGUUUUUUCUCAAAUAACUCUAUUGUAAAAUGUAGACUAUAUCAUAACAGUGAUUGAAGCUUGUACUGGAAUUUUUUUCCUUAAAGGUAAGGAACGACUGCUAUGUAUAACAAUCAUACCAGCCUAAAUUUUUAUUUUACUAAAAUGAUACUUUUUCAGUGCCAAAAUUAAUAACUAUUUUUACAUUCCUUUAGUGGACAAGUAUAUCAAAACAGGCACAAUGCUAAUGAAAACAUGUUGCAAUGACAUAACUCCCCCCAAAUACAAUAAAUACAGAUUUUUUUUUUUU